UCUACCGUAUUUCAUUUUAAAUAUUGACUAAUCAUUGACUUGAUGGUUUCUUAAAUGUAUUUAACCCUGAAAACACAUGCCCAUUGAACAAAGUGUCUCUCCUUCCAGAUGUGUGUUAAAGCAGGGUUCGUAAUGAGGGGGUCCCGGACCCCCUAUAAGUCAUUAGGGACCCGCUAUAAGAAUUUAUUUUUAGAUUUUGGGGGGUCCCCGACAAAUAUUUUUAACAUUAAAAAUGAUAGGUCUUUAGUGACGUUUUAUAUUUAUAACAAUAAUUAAUUCAUUUCCUAACCCAAAUGGGCAGCAAUCAGGGCAGCCAAUAGCAUCACAGAUAGUUGUUGUGCUCUAUGACGCAGACACGUAGGUUACUGUUGAACGAAGCCUCACAAAGAGUGAAAUCCCUCAUGAAAAUCCUGUAAGUGCUUCGAUUAUGUUUAUAUCUCCAUAAUAAUUGCUUAUUAUGGUAAAAUAUUUGGAGUUGGUGUUCCUAUAUCAAAAGUUGCAUUAACUAACUCAGAUACCCAGUGUAACGUAAUGAUUAGAAGAGUGCGUUUAUCAACGUUUCUUGCUGUACGUGUAUGAAGCCAAACUGCCAGCUAACAGCUGACAUGUAGCAGUUAGCUAGACGUGUUAUUCAAAGCUAGCAUGCCAACAUAAUUGUCCAGUCAGUGAUUACGAAAGAUAGCGAGGACUUAAUUCAAGUCUGUGAGUUUUGAAUGGGAAAAUGUGUAGACCGAAAAGUUGUUCUUUUGGGGGGUUGGGGGGGGUGGGUCCGAGACCCGGUGCUAAUACGGUACAGGUGUCUUAACGGCCGUUAACAUGAAAAACAUCAGACAGACCAUUAUCCCACCUUCAAAAUAUGUCAAUAUAAUAGUGUAGCAAGGUAGUCUUCAGUAUUUUUUAUAGUUACAUUUUAGGGGUAGUCAUUUCGAACCCUGCAUGUAGGGCCUUCUGCCUCGUAACAAGGUGGUGACCUCCUCUUCUGCAGAGUGUCUUAACAUCUCUCUCCACUGACCACCAGGGGGCGACAGCUCUGGAGCAGUGUUCCCUUUACCAUUUCAUUUUGUGACUCUACUUCUCUCUUGAUUUAUUCCCUCAGUAAACAUUAAUCGCUGGUUUCAAGUCUUCUACAACAGGGCGUAAAGUUCAUUUAGUACCUGGUCUUUUUAGUCAAUUAGACCAUGAAGCAGGGUAUGCUCCACUGAGUGACAGGUUGCUGCCACUACCGGAGACGCUUCGCUUUCUCUACUUCACUCCUGCGCAUUCCAAAUAUGAUGAACUCUGUUCUUUGGUUGCAACAAAACAAACCGAUGGGUGACGUAACAACAACUAUGUUGACUUCUUGUAUUCAGUCUAUGCUUAUAACCAACUGUAACCAAGGCAACCUACCACAAGCAGGUGUCAUUUUUCAGUGCCCUGAAGUAUUCAAGUGAGCUAAAAGCAAAGGUUGUCUCAUUGCACUUUUACGUGUGAGAUUUGUAGAUACAACAGCAGUAUCCUUUAUGAGAGAGUUAAAGACACACGGUGUUCUCACUGAAGUAGCUCUCCAUAUAAUCAACAAUGUUUGCAGGUAAUGCCAUCAGACCCAUUGCUCUCAGAGCAGUGUCCGCCAUCGACAGAGCAAUUCCUGGCUUCCCAGUCCUGGCCACCGGAGGCAUCGACUCGGCAGAGAGCGGCCUACAGUUCCUCCACGCCGGGGCGUCAGUGUUACAGGUGUGCAGUGCAGUACAGAACCAGGACUUCACAGUGAUCGAGGAUUACUGUGUGGGUCUGAAGGCCUUGUUGUACCUAAAGAGCGUGGAGCUGAAGGACUGGGACGGCCAGUCUCCUCCGACAGAGAGACACCAGAAGGGGAAACCAGUUCCCAGACUGGUGGACCUGGUGGGAAAGAGCCUCCCGAGCUUUGGGCCGUACCUCCAGCAGAGGACAGACGCCAUCGCAGAGUACAAGAGCCUUUGUUUUGAUCUUUAG
This is a messenger RNA of Pungitius pungitius (ninespine stickleback), 1968 nucleotides long. Its product is annotated as dihydropyrimidine dehydrogenase [NADP(+)]-like. Gene Ontology annotation, molecular function: uracil binding; NADP binding; dihydropyrimidine dehydrogenase (NADP+) activity. Gene Ontology annotation, cellular component: cytoplasm; cytosol. Lineage: Eukaryota; Metazoa; Chordata; Actinopteri; Perciformes; Gasterosteidae. The transcript is spliced from 4 exons. Bases 1558 to 1968 code for a protein of 136 amino acids. Gene Ontology annotation, biological process: uracil catabolic process; thymine catabolic process. The record is from RefSeq and is a predicted model, not a curated record.